Messenger RNA from Adelges cooleyi (spruce gall adelgid), 1156 nucleotides. RefSeq lists its product as uncharacterized. Bases 1 to 1089 code for a protein of 362 amino acids. Gene Ontology annotation, biological process: sensory perception of taste. The transcript has 4 exons. The record is from RefSeq and is a predicted model, not a curated record. Lineage: Eukaryota; Metazoa; Arthropoda; Insecta; Hemiptera; Adelgidae. Gene Ontology annotation, cellular component: membrane.
AUGGCUACACUGGUCGAACGCAUAAGGCCGACAGUUUUGUUCUGUCGAUUGUUUGGAAUGGGAUUUCAACGCGAAGACUCGGAAAUGGCAUUUUUGGAGUACUGGAUUUUACUUGCUUUUAACUUGACGUUAAUCAGUUACACUGUAUUCACUGACAUCUUUCAAGACCUACACAUUAUGAAAAAUCUGAUGGAUGUCAUGUCGUUCAUGACUGUUAUCCGUUACUUCACGAGGACCUUUGUUCCGGUAGUAGCGAUAUGCUCGAUAUUAUUCACUAGAAAUAUUAUAAUUAAAACAGUGCAAACACUGGACGACCUCAUACCGUCCGUUAAACGUACUCCGUUGUCGUUUUAUUCGUGGUACUUCUAUGGCUGGUUGACGUUGAGCCUCGCAACCGACUAUUUGCAGUUCUUUACAUUUUGGAUAUCGGCAAAUUUCGGAAUAUACUCAGUGCGCACUUUGUUUCACCUAACGUUCUAUAAUAUUUGGAUAUCCGUACCCGUCGCUCAAUACGUGGUUCUGAUUAUGAUGAUUCAAAACGGUAUCCGUGGAAUGAACGACGACAUCACAUCGAUAUCAAAGUGGAAAUCGUACCGUACAAGAUGGAAGAUGCUGAAAGACUUGGCCGAAUACCUUACCAAUUACGUAUUCGCCGCGUUCAUCAUCGUCUAUGUAUUGUUCAGCAUGUGUGAAACAUUUUUUUUCGCAUUUGUCUCGUUUUUAGCUUUUAGAGAAAGCGAGAAAUACCGUACAAGUGCUUGGCUGAUAACGGCCUUGAUGCGAGCAAGGUUCGUCGUACACCUAUUCCAGAUUUGUCAAAACUGCAAAAAAGAGAUUAUGAAUAUUCAAAAUAUCCUAAAUGGUGUCAAGACAAAAGGAAAAUCAGACGUUAAAGUACAAUAUGCUUCACUAUACAUGUUACAUACAGACUUUAAGCUCAUGCCGUAUGCUAUUUUUGAGUUGUCAACUCGAAACUUACUACCUAUGUUCACUGUGGUAAUUGUUUUCUUGUUAUUUCAAAUUCAAAUGAAACUGUUCGGCAAUAAAAACAAUAACCUAACAAUUAAAAUGCUUGACAAAAAAAUGUGACGAAGUCCCGUCUCAUUAUAGUUAUAGCGAGUUAAAUUUAUAAAUAAACAAAAAAUAAUAAUUUUAA